Dentiscutata heterogama is the source of this 495-nucleotide messenger RNA. The record is from the annotation of a GenBank genome assembly. NCBI's taxonomy places the organism in Eukaryota, Fungi, Glomeromycota, Glomeromycetes, Diversisporales, Gigasporaceae.
AUGUCUGAUGAGGAUGUCAAUAAUAACUCUAUUAUCAUGAAAUAUUCUAACAACUUUUCAAACCUACAAGUUCAAGAAUUUUCUAGAAAUACAUUAGAACAAUUAUAUAAAAACAUCUGUAAUACAUAUGUGAUAAAAACAAAAGUUGCACCAAGUACUGUUCUUGAUGAGGAUCUUGGAUUAAAAGAGGCAAAAAAGGCUGUAGCAAGAUUAUUCGCAAAUUCUUUUGAAGAUCCUGCUGAUGAGAAAACAUUUAAUAGAAUACUUCCAAUAUUACAUUCUUUCUUUCAUGAUGCAUCAAUACAUCCAGCCACAUGGCCAAAUGCUGCCAGUGUGAGUGCAAAGAUCUGUAAACUUGCUAAUAUGGAUCCUUCAUGGGCAAAACAACCAAAUAUAAUUGAUAAAGUUGUUAAUAACAACAAAUCUAAAUAUGAAAUGAUGUUUAGAGGAAUUAUGGGAGAAGAAAAAAACAACAAUUUGAAAAAAAUAACUUGA